This is a messenger RNA of Oryza sativa Japonica Group (Japanese rice), 1273 nucleotides long. Its product is annotated as protein MICROTUBULE BINDING PROTEIN 2C. The record is from RefSeq and is a predicted model, not a curated record. Gene Ontology annotation, biological process: plasmodesmata-mediated intercellular transport. Gene Ontology annotation, molecular function: microtubule binding. NCBI's taxonomy places the organism in Eukaryota, Viridiplantae, Streptophyta, Magnoliopsida, Poales, Poaceae.
CGUGGCGUUAAACCCCCCCGACCCCAACCGGGCAACCACCCCCAUCCAUCCGUCCCAUUCCCACCCGAACCCCAAACGAAUUUCCCAAACCAAAUCCCAUUCCAUUCCCCGUCCGUUUCGGUUUCGGUCUGGGAUUUUGAAACGGGGAGGCGGAAUGCUCGACCGAUCCCUCAGGCCGCCGCAGCCGCAGCAGGCGGCGGCGGAGGCGGAGGCGGGCCCCGGCGGUGGCGAGGGAGGGGGGAACGUGGAUCGGGUGCUGUUCAAGAACCUCGUCGAGAUGGUGCCGCUCGUGGAGUCGCUCAUGGACCGGAGGUCGAACCCGUCCUACUCGAGGCGCGCGUCGAUGGUGUACACGCCGGCGCCGGCGAAGAAGGGUUCUGAUUUGAAGAGUGUGAAGUCGCCGCAAAGUGUGUCGGUGAAAAAACGGAGGGAUCCUGGAGAGACGGGCAAGAAGAGCACCGCCGACUCCAAUGGUGAGAAUGGCGCGGUUGCGCCAGUCGGUCUGUUGGGGGGAGAAAAUAAACCCAAGGAUAAGGAUGAGAUCGUUUUGCUGCGUGAGCAGAUCGAAGAGUUGCAAAAGACGCUGCUUGAGAAAGAGGAAGCACUGAAAUCCGCGGAGAGUUUGGUGGGUGAGAUGAAUACAUUAUAUUCGACAGUAGAUGAGCUGAGACGCCAGGUUGCUGACAAGGAAGGUUUGAUCAAAUCUAUCAAUUCUCAGCUGCACAAUGCGAAGAUUAUGCUUGCAGACAAGCAAGCAUCAUUAGAGAAAUUAGAAUGGGAGGUGAAGACGUCAAAUAAGAAAGUAGAAGAUCUUCAAGGGGAUGUCUCCAAUAUGGAGUUUGAGAUAGGUUCGUUGAUGGCAUUAUUCGAAAAAAUUUCGGAGAAUGUUUCAGGUGAACUCCAAGAUGGUAGCUUGCCAUCAUCUUUUGAAUUGGAAGCACUUCAAUCAACUAGCGAAAUCGACAAGAUUGAGGUUGAGAAGAUAGAGCAAGAAGCGGUUACAUAUGCCGAAGCUCUUGCUGCAGCAAGAGAGAACCCAAACGAGGAGCAGCUGAAUAUAGCUGCGGAAGCACGGUUAAGGCUGCAGGUCCUUGUGCUAUGAUGCGCCAAGUGCAUAUUGUAGUGUAUGUGUAUGAUAAUGUCGAAUCGCUGAUGUAAUUAUGUGUGCGUGCUUGAUCGAGUUUAUUUCAUGUGAGACCGUACUGACGGUAAUCGAUCAAGCACCAGAUACUGGACACUUAUUUAAUUGGAGAUGAUGUUUAUUCAGUUCUGA